Messenger RNA from Lepus europaeus (European hare), 3774 nucleotides. RefSeq names its product lectin, mannose binding 1 (gene LMAN1). Gene Ontology annotation, cellular component: COPII-coated ER to Golgi transport vesicle; endoplasmic reticulum membrane; Golgi membrane. Gene Ontology annotation, biological process: Golgi organization; endoplasmic reticulum to Golgi vesicle-mediated transport; endoplasmic reticulum organization. Lineage: Eukaryota; Metazoa; Chordata; Mammalia; Lagomorpha; Leporidae. Gene Ontology annotation, molecular function: D-mannose binding. The transcript has 13 exons. The coding region runs from base 19 to 1575 and encodes 518 amino acids. The record is from RefSeq and is a predicted model, not a curated record.
CGCGUCUCAGAAUCCAAGAUGGCGGGGUCCAGGCGAAGGGGUCCCCAGGCCAGAGUUCGGCCGCUUCUCUGCGCCCUGCUGCUGUCGCUCAGUAGCUUGGUCUGGGGCGACGGCGUGGGAGGCGACCCCUCGGCUCCCGGCGCCGCUGGCACCCAGGGCGCGCUGCCGCAUCGCCGUUUCGAGUACAAAUUCAGCUUCAAGGGGCCGCACCUGGUGCAGAGCAAUGGGACCGUGCCCUUCUGGGCCCACGCGGGGAAUGCUAUUCCAAGUUCAGAUCAAAUUCGAAUAGCACCAUCUUUAAAAAGCCAAAGAGGAUCAGUGUGGACAAAGACAAAAGCAGCCUUUGAGAACUGGGAGGUGGAGGUGACAUUUCGAGUGACUGGAAGAGGUCGAAUUGGAGCUGAUGGCCUAGCAAUUUGGUAUACAGAAAAUCAAGGCUUGGAGGGCCCAGUGUUUGGAGCAGCUGACAUGUGGAAUGGUGUUGGAAUAUUUUUUGAUUCUUUUGACAAUGAUGGGAAGAAAAAUAAUCCUACGAUAGUAAUUAUAGGCAACAAUGGACAAAUCCAAUAUGACCAUCAAAAUGACGGUGCUAAUCAAGCUUUAGCGAGUUGCCAGAGGGACUUCCGUAACAAACCCUACCCUGUCCGGGCGAAGAUAGUGUAUUACCAGAAAACGCUGAUGGUAAUGAUCAAUAAUGGCUUUACACCAGAUAAAAAUGAUUAUGAAUUUUGUGCCAAAGUGGAGAAUAUGAUCAUCCCCCAACAAGGACAUUUUGGAAUAUCUGCUGCGACUGGAGGUCUUGCAGAUGACCAUGACGUCCUUUCUUUCCUGACUUUCCAGUUGACAGAGCCUGGAAAAGAGCCACCCACGCCAGACAGAGAUAUUUUGGAAAAAGAAAAAGAAAAGUACCAGGAGGAAUUUGAACACUUCCAGCAAGAAUUGGAUAAAAAGAAAGAGGAAUUCCAGAAGGGCCACCCCGACCUCCAAGGCCAGCCUGCGGAUGAAAUAUUUGAGAGUGUAGGAGAUCGGGAGCUAAGACAAAUCUUUGAAGGACAGAAUCGGAUCCAUCUUGAAAUCAAGCAGCUGAACCGACAGUUAGAUAUGAUUCUUGAUGAGCAGAGACGCUACGUCUCUUCACUGACAGAGGAGAUCUCUAAAAGAGGAUCUGGAGUCCCAGGACAGCACGGGCAGAUCACACAGCAAGAAGUGGAUAAUGUUGUGAACACUCAGCAGGAGAUUCUGAGACAAGUAAAUGAAAUGAAGAAUUCCAUGAGUGAAACUGUCAGGCUGGUGGGCGGGCUGCAGCACCCUGGCUCCGCGGGAGGCGUCUACGAGACCACUCAGCACUUCCUUGACAUCAAGGAGCACCUGCACAUGGUGAAGCGGGACAUCGACAGCAUAGUGCAGCGGAAUGUGCCAUCAAAUGAAAAACCGAAAUGCCCAGAACUACCGCCAUUUCCAUCAUGUUUGUCCACAGUCCACUUUGUUAUAUUUGUAGUGGCGCAAAUGGUGUUAUUCAUUGGAUAUAUCAUGUACAGGAGUCAGCAAGAAGCAGCUGCCAAGAAGUUCUUUUGACCAUCAUUUUCAUGUGUGUACAUCGUGUACGUAUGUACAAAACACUGACUUUUUAGGGAAUUUAAGUAUUUAAAUUGCUUAAUAGCCUAAAUUAUUAAAUUUUGUAUAAAAUAAAUGUUUAAACAUUGGUUUGCAGUAAAAAUAAACCUUAAAGAUAACCACAAGUAAAUUUGUUCAUAGUACAUAAAUUUGUUAAGAUUUUAGUGACUUGCUUGUCAGUGGCAUGCAGCCACUGGACAGAAUAAACGAUAGAAAAGGGGGCAGCUCCUGGUGUGGACAUCACCCCUCUCGUCCCACCCCCGCCUCCACUGUUGGAGGUUUCUGUGUUCACUGUAAACACACUGGCCCUCCUGCCUCCUCCCGCCCCCCACACGCUGGUCUCCUGAAGAAUGCCCCAUUGUGUUUGUUUUGUAACCAGAGUCUUUUCAGAGGUCUAAGACCUAGUCUUGCAUUCCUUUCCUUUUUGUACAGCUCACUUUAAAAAUCAAAGAAUAUUUUGUUGGAGAGCUUUAGGGUCUGGAUAAUAGAUUUCAGUUUGCUUUUGACGUAUUUCUUCCUGAUUAUCAGAGGUGUAUUUCACUUUUAGAGGAAAUCAAGAGGGGAAGUUAAGAGCUGCUUUUUGCCUGAAAAAAAUCACUUGUCCUGUGAACAUGUUUUCUCUGGGAAUUUUGCCUGGUGAUAGGGAUUCUUUUCACAAUUGCCCAUAUUGUUGAGUAUCUCCGUUCCAUUGAUGUCAGUUCAAUAUUAUGAGAAUGCAUGUGGUACUUGUCUCUCUCAUCUUGUAGAACAUGUAACUCAGCUCAGAGUGUGAUUUUGGAGGAUAUUUUAAAUUCACGAAGUCUACCACUAGGUUCUUGUUUACAUUCCUCCCUGCCACCUGGGGGUCCUGACUGUUUUAAAUCAAGGAGGCUGUGGUAGAAGUAGUUCUAAAAUUUCCUGAAGGUAAAAUUUGAAAAAUAGAGUGAAUACUUCUGAUUUGCUUCCAAGGCCAGAACUAAGGAUACUGUGAAGCAGUUGUUAGUAAGUUAACCUUGAAAUACCAGACGGGAAGGGUUUAUUUGGUUUUUGUUUUGUUUUUUAUAAAAAGUCUGUGUACAGUUUCAGGUAUUAUAGAAACCAUCUGUGAGUGACAUUUUAAAAUGCAGAUUUAAUUUUUUUUUCAUUAAUGUCUAAACUUUUACUGAUUUCAGAAUACUUUUUAGCUAAUGUGGUUGUCUUUUUUGGGGCCACAGAAUUCAAAACUGUAGUGUUGUGUACAAUAUGACUGAUGAAUUCUUUAGAUACCAUUUACAGAUUGGGCUAAUGACCCAAAAUCUCUGCAAAGACUCCACAACAAGUGCGGUGUGAGCAGAGCCUCGCUUUGCUUUUUAUGUUACCGUUUUUCCUGGAACCCUGACCGCAGUAUGCUAGUGACGAUUCGCUCCACUUCAGUCACUCUGCAUGGAAGAUGCUGUUGCAGUGGCUUUCCGUUGUAGUGCUAACGUUUGGAAGUUCAUGUUUGAGAGACACCAUCAUCACAGAAGUUACUCAUUCCAUUAAAAAAAUUAAUGCCUUCAGAAGAAUGUGUAAGUUGUAGACUAUCAAGUGAGAAAUCCUCUUGAGAUAAAAGGCUGCCAAACCCAGUGUUAUAAAGUCUGUGGUCACAUGUGCUUGAACGUAAAAGGACUCCCAGAUCUGAGCAGAAUUUGUAUUUCAGGCUAAGAAUCAAGGAGAAUCGUUCUGAUUGGUCCCAGUACACGUGGAAGGGGCAUGUGCAGAAAUCUUUCGUUUUUUGCAUGGUAAAUCAAUUUGCUUGGAAAGCAAUCAGUAAAGCGCUUACCCAGGAUGCUUGUCAUCCUCUGAAGUUUGGGUUGUUCCUUCAGAAGCAUUGACUUCAGGUAGCUCAUUUCUGAACAAAAAUGUUUGUUUUGUGGAAAACGCAGUCACUGCCGGAUUCCUUCCUUUCUGUACGAUUUUGUAUAAAUUGAAUUUGUUCACUUCUCUCACACCAGCAAGUAUUUUACAGGUGCCUUGGAUUAAAACAGAAUUGAUUUAAAAUUUUUAACCUAUGUCAUUAUGUUUAUGAUGCCACUUUUAAAAAAGAAAAUGCAAGUACAGAAUGGCUGAUACCCUUAGCUAAUGCACUUGCUUGUUUUCUAAUUGUUUGACUGCUUUACCAUGAAGUGACAGACAAUAAACAAUGUUUUGUUGCAUUUUAAA